Messenger RNA from Myodes glareolus (Bank vole), 588 nucleotides. The record is from RefSeq and is a predicted model, not a curated record. NCBI's taxonomy places the organism in Eukaryota, Metazoa, Chordata, Mammalia, Rodentia, Cricetidae.
AUGCUACCCGUCGGCAGCAUUGGGAAGCCUCUCCUCUAUCCUGUAAUCAUGAACCACCAAUUCUGUGUUCAGAUGACACUGGCCACCCUAUUUAGCUGUCUUGUCAUUGCAAGCAUACACACUAUCGAAACAUUCCAGCUCUCCUUCUGUCACUCCAAUGUUGUCUCUCAGAUCUUCUGUGAUAUCCCCCCUUUACUGAAACUUUCUUGCUCAAACACCUUUAACAACAAACUCUUAAUUCUCCUGACUGCCAUUGGGCUCAGUGGUAGCUGCUUUAUAUUCAUUGUCAUAUCAUAUGUUCACAUAUUGUCAACCGUGUUGAAGGUUCCUGUUAAAGGAGAGCGAGGGAAGGCCUUUUCCACCUGUGUCCCUCAUAUUAUUGUGGUGUCUAUGUUUCUUAGUUCCGGUGCCUAUGUGUAUCUAAGACUUCCAGUAACCUCACAAGUAGUUCAGGAGAUUGCUCUUUCUGUAUUUUAUGCUGUUUUCCCACCAUUCUUAAAUCCUAUCAUCUACAGUCUUAGAAACAAACAGAUAAAAGAGUCUGUGAAGAAAGUAAUGUUAAGAGCUUUUUUCCUUAGGAUAAAAUAA